UUUUCUUCGGUCAGAAUGCUUUGAAUUAUAUGGGGUGCAAUUUUGGGUAUUUUAAUUUUUCCAUUCUAAUCUUGUGAAUUCCAGGUAUGGUAGAUGAGUUACUUUUUUGACUUGGUGAGAUUCGGGGCUCAAUUCAUACCUAAAUAGGUCCUAGAUCCGGUACUGUGGUUUGCGCUCGCCCAACUUUGGGAUUUUUGCAAAACGAAUAUGUAUAUUUUAAACAAUGGGUAACACAUCACUACGCUCCUCAUUGAUGACAGGGGUUAUUGAUGAAUCAUGGAGGUCACGUGCUGACCAGUUGAAUGCAUUUCAUUUGUUUGUUUCACAAGGAAGCACACCACUAUCUUGAAAUUCGCUGAUUAAUAAAGUUGUGAUUGGUUACGAGGUACUUGCUUGCUUGUUAAACCUCGCUCUUCUUUAUGUCUGAUUUACCAUCUCUAUCUCGAUGGGUUUUCACACAAGCCAGGGACGCCAUCUAUUCUGUCAAUUUGCGCUGUCAAUGUUUCACAGCAGUUUUCCUGAUUUUCCAGAUAGUUGUUAUGUCGGACAAUAUUUGUGAGGGUGAAUGCGUUUUAUUUUCUCCAAAUGCUUCUUCAUCUUUAGUACCUCUGCGUGACGCAGUAAUAUGUCAAGUUUGAAAAUUGCAGAAGAAAGCAAGUAAAAGCUAUAGUUAGAAGCAUGCACAUCAGUUAGCACUGUGUAGUUGUGCCUAUUAUCAUGCUGGAAACAAGAUCUGUGCGAGGUAUGCCAGAACUGUCUUGGAACAACUGCAACACUAAAAUUACAUCCCCUCAGAUGGCAGCUCCAAUAAGACAUGGCAAAAGUGGCCAAGACGACAUAUGCUAUGUGGUGGCAAAAUACGAUUAUGAACAUCAGGGACCACAGGAGUUGGACCUUAAGAAAAACGAACGUUAUGUUCUACUAGACGAUUCUAAGCACUGGUGGAAAGUACAGAAUUCUAGGGGUCAGGCAGGGUACGUGCCCAGCAAUUACGUGAAGAAAGAAAAGCCAUCACUGUUUGAUAGCAUCAAGAAAAAGGUGAAAAAAGGUUCUGGUUCCAAAACCUUACCAUCAAAUAACUCACCUUCACGAGGAAUAGAAUCACCUGGCAUGGCGCGACGGUUACCUGCGGAUCCAUCCGAAGCUAUCGGUGUAGCUGUCGUGAAAUACAACUAUCAGGCCCAACAGCCUGAUGAACUGUCAUUGGUCAAAGGGUCCAGAAUAUUAAUUUUAGAGAAGAGUAAUGAUGGGUGGUGGAGAGGUCAAAGCAGUAACAUAUCUGGAUGGUUCCCAUCCAACUAUACCCAAGAAGAAGGUGAUGUCGACGAUACGCUACAUACCUAUGCAAUGGCGGAAAACGUAUUGGAUAUAUGUGUUGCAUUAUAUUCAUUUUCUUCGUCCAAUGAACAGGAACUGAGCUUUGAGAAGGGGGAUAGACUGGAAAUUUUGGACCGGCCCGCUAGCGAUCCUGAAUGGUACAAAGCUCGGAACGCUCAAGGUCAAGUGGGCCUAGUGCCUCGGAACUACCUUCAAGAGCUUUCCGACUAUAUGGACCGGCCAUUCACGGAGCGAAAAGGUGGCCAAGAUGGCGGUCCUGGUGUAACAGUUUGUCCUCCACAGUCUGUGGCCGUUCCAGGGGCGGUAGCUAUGGCUGCUGCGGAAAGGCCUCAUCUAAUAGAUAAGCCAUGGUACUACGGCAGCAUCACGCGAUACGUCUGCGAUAAUCUACUCAACCAACAUGGUCAUGACGGAGAUUUUCUUAUUAGGGAUAGCGAGACUAACGUGGGCGACUACUCCGUUUCACUAAAAGCACCUGGUCGCAACAAGCACUUCCGCGUCCACGUCGAGGGAGCUCUAUACUGUAUCGGGCAACGGAAGUUUCACACUCUCGACCAGUUGGUCGACCAUUACCAGCGGGCGCCGAUCUAUACCAACAAGCAGGGCGAGAAGCUCUAUUUGGUGCGUCCCUUGCCCAAGAAACAAUAACGCCGCUGCUGUCGUCAAGUAGAAGGACUUUAUAAAUUAUUGCUGGAGGGUUUGAGUGUUUCAGGACGAUUUUGAGGUAUUACAAUACCGUGUGUACGGCGUUCGAGGUUGAAACAAAGUACUGGUGUCUCAAAGAGUGGCAGGUUCAUUUUAUCGCUGAAUUUGAAUUCCUAGUCAAGAGAUACUGAUAUUUUCUUUCAAUAUAGCUAUUUUGUAACUGCAAGUGUUGAAAACUUACUAUUCUAACGGUUUUUACUGUUGGAAUAACCAGACUAGUCAAUAACUUUUGUCCAAUGCAAGUUCUCAAAUGUAUCUUCAGGUAUAAAACAAACUAUUUAAUUUUUCUAUCAGCUUACUCACGUUUUUACAGAGACUGUUUUAUAAACAUAAAGAUACUUUUUCUAUAUUUAUUACUUGCUAAAUCAGAACUCGAUUUUUUAUUUGUUGGUUUUGAUAGAAGUGAUGUACAAUUUGAGUUGACUUUGUUUAAAUAAUAAAUACUGGAGGAUACUUAAAACUCAUUUUUUUUUAAGUGGAACAAUUAUCUACGUCUCUUAGCAUGUUUCAUCUUUAUUUUCUUUAGUAUACUAUUAUUCGUGCUACUAAAUUUUCUGUAUUUUAUAAUUUAAUAUUUAUCAGAUCAAUGAAAUAUUUAGGACGAAGUUACUAAAUGCAUUAUAUUUACACAGUAUUGUGAUUUAUGUGGCAUUCGAUGCCAAUAUUUAGAUAUUAAAAUUACAGAGUGGUAACUCAAAAACUUGUAUAGUCGCAAUUGUUUUAUUAUCAUAAGUUUCUGCUCUCAUUCUUUGUGGAUGAGCUAUUUGUCAAAAGACUUUUAAAGAGUGCGGAAUAAGGAAAAUACUUAAGAAGGCUCAAGAAAAUUGAAGAACAAUAUGGACGAAUUCAAAACCUUGAGUACAUAUACAGGAAGUUUUAUAAUGAGAUACGCAUAGACAGAUAAAGAGCUAAAUGUAUGGAAGUGUAUGUUACUUUUAUUACAUUCCAAACGGACUGACUAACAUCAAAAAUCCACGGUCUUCCGCGGUAAACACAUUUCACAUUUUAAUAUUUUUGAAGUAACCAGCCUAAUCCUUCUUAUAGAACAUCGAGAUAUCUCAAUACCUGCAGUAAUGCCAAAUGUAACAACCACAGAAAAUAUAGCACCUGCUUGGUCAAGAAGCCCCCCAAAACUAUCCGAAACACGACAACCCCAAUGAUGUGUGGAUGUGUGCGUAUUUUUUAUUUUGAUAUAUAUAUAUAUAUGUAGUGUAUUACUAUAAUAUAAACUCGUGACCCGUGUAUACCUGAUGUCUGGUCAUACAGUUGUUUAUAUUUGUUCAUUUGUACAUAUUUUAAGUUAUUUUUUGAUAUUUGUGGUAUAUGCAAAGCACAAACUUAUGAAGGGCGUACUGUUGAAUUAUUGUUUGAAGGUCAAUGUGCACAAUACUACAAUAGUGUACUAAGUGUCCCGAGGAUUUGAAGUUUGUACAAAUAUGAAUUGCGAAUUUAUCCAUUUUUACACUGAGUAAAUCUCUCAAAAAGUACUCCAGUACCAUUAUUGCUGACUUUCAUAUUAUAGUGCCAGUAUCCCCUUCAUGUGGAUAGAUUGACAUAGUGAUUUAUUUAACCUUUAUUUAAUACUCAUACAUGUAAUAGGUAAUAGUAGUGUGUGGAAUAACAUAAAUAAAUUAAUGAAACCACGUGAGAGAUGAGGUGAAAUAUGAUGCGUUUUUCUGUUGGCAAAAACGGUGUUUCAGAACGCUAAAAAUCGUCACUUUCAUCUCAGAUAUGUCGUAUAGCCAUGUGAUGCAUCCUAAAAAUAAUGAUCCCGCUCGACAAUGGAGUCUCUUUGCUAGACGACAACAACCAUGAUAUUGUAAUCUGAUGUAUUCCUUACUGUCUGUCUGAUCUGCGCAUAAGACCCAUUGCUUUAGGUAAAUGCCAUGUAGGUCAGUCGGUGUGCCAGAAUAGGGAAGAAGGAAGAACAAGGAUAUUAAUGGAUAUCGAAGAAGAGGAAGUGGGUCAGUUGGGGUGGUGCCUGGGUAUUAUCAUUAGAAUUCUGAGAUAUCAAAUUAAUAGAAGUAGAAUUUAUUCUGGCUGACACUGUCAGAACUCCAUUUCAUUUUAUUCACAUGCGAUCUGCGGUCUCAUAUGCUUGACAACUUGCUGGCCAGGCUGGCUGACAAUAGUGUCGUCAUCCUUACUGUUGUUUUUAUAUCUAUGAUAGUACAGAUAUAGUCAUAUUACACGAAAAUACCCCUGAUUUGCGAAAUAAUUGUAAAGUAUGGUUUUAUUGAUGCAAGUUGUUCAACGUGGUAUUUAAAACAUGGACGCAUAAAAUGGGUACACCAAUUUUUGUGGGAAAACUAUUUUAUUCGACAACAAAGAAUUAGAAAACGUUUUUUUGGGAUCAAACUGAAAGUGUUGUCAGGAACCAAAAAACUUUAAAUAAGGUUUUUAGGUAUUUAUGAGACCACACGUAAAAAGAUUCGACUAAUAGUAACAAAGUUAUGGCCGAAAACCGAGGCAAAAUGCAGGUUUUGGCACUUGUGGCUAAUGCGACGAUAAUUUCACGCAGGUAUUCGAAAUUCUUCAAAUCUGUAGGCUUUAUACUUCUAAAUAACCGCAACAAAAUUGGAGUAAAUUCGUCAAGCAGUUUUUGAGAAUUUCUAAUUGUUUAUCCCAAAACACUACCACCAGUUUUGUGAGCGAUAUAUGAGGUGUGACAAUUAAGUAAUGCGAAUGAUUUUAUUGCCGCGCUUGUGGUAAACCUGCGACCUUUAAAUACCUUCACCUUCCUAGGCAUCCGUCCCAACUUCAUUGGUAUAUUUACCAUCGCUCUAGCUUGUUUAGUUCGCCUGCUGUGUCGUGUUGAGUAGACGUCUGUUGGUGGUGCUCGUCACGAAAAUGGAGCAGCAUCGAAUGACCCUCGCAGCAGACUGGGGCAAGUGUAAAACGAUCCCCUACUGCUUGAUCGAGUUAUUACAUGCGAUGAUAGCUGGUUUUUUCAAUAGGAUCCAUAAACCAAACGCCAAAACUCACAAUGGUUGUCUCCGUACGAUCCCCGCCUGCAAAAAGCUCGCAUGAGCAAGUCGAAUGUGAAAACGAUGAUCAUUACCUAUUUUGAUGGCCCUGGAAUCGUCCACAAAGAAUUUGCUCCAUCGGGCCAAACCGUAAAUCAAGUCUACUAUCGCCAAGUACUCUAAAAUUUGCGAAAACGAGUCAACAGGGUGCGCCCAGACAUCGCAAACAACAUGAUCCUUGAUCACGACAACGCGCCGUACCACACCGCCUUCAGCGUGUCCCAGUAUUUGACCUCUAAAGGGAUAGCCGUGUUGCAACAGCCUCCUUAUUCGCCCGGUAUGUCACCCUGUGACUUUUUCCUGUUCCUUAGAGCAAAGUCGGUGGUCAAAGGGACACCUUUUGAGACGAUUACCGACAUCCAAGCGGCCGUGAUAAGGGUACUCGCGGAUAUCCCAGUCGAAACGUUCCAGAAAUGUUACGAAGCAUGGAAGACGCGCUGGACUCGUUGUAUAGCUGCCCAAUGGGACUACUUUGAAGGGAUGGCAGAGUUGUAGAUUAAUUUUUAAAUAUACGGUUUAUAUGGAAUCACUCUCAUUAAUUGUCACACCUCGUACAGAGUUCGUUCAAAGGACAUUUAAUAGCAAAAUACACGCGUUUACCUUGCCGAUAUCAAUCGCAAACCAUUCCGAAAGAUAAUUGUCACUUUUAUGCGAAAAACGAAGGGUUACGUUUUUUUUCUAAACAAAUUCAAACAUUUCGUAUUUGUGAGUAGUUGAACAGUUCGCUACGAUAUUCGAAAAACAUGUUAUACACAUUUUAAAACAAAGUCUAUCACCUUUUUUUGCGAAGAAAAUAUUUUUUUUUCAAGAUUUCUUCACACUCUUGCGUAUACAUAUUUAGAAAUUUUUACACGGACACAGAUGAGCCUUAAAGUUUAUAAAAAAAAAUAUUUCAUACUGAAAUGCGCAGAACUGUUUAUAAAGUUAGCACCGAAACUGAAGACACGAUUAUGUUACUGUCUUAGACUAGUUAGUACGAGUAUGUUAGUAUGAACCUCCGACCUGCGGUUUUGCAAUCGUUACUCUUUCCCGCUACACUACGACGCCUCUUGGUUUACUGGAUCGUUAUACCACUAUACUUGACAGUGACAAAUCAUGUCAAGCGACCAUUGGAUGCAUAUCAAAUCUGUGAUAAACAAUAUUCUUGAAAACUGUUCCAAGAUACAAUGCUGAAACUUUAAAUAACGUACUAGGGACUAAUAUCGAGCAUUUUGCCUAAUUUUUCAGAUGAUCAGUUCGCUACAAUUGGUUGUUAUUUGUCUACCUUUUUUUCGUUUUCUCUCAUUUUGAACUUGGAGUCGUUUUAAUCGUACGAGAUUUUGAAAACACAUGUAUACCAGAUUUAUACUUUUAGAAAAAAGGUCCAGGGAAUUAUAUUUCUUCGCAAUGAAACUGAAAUACGUGACCUUCUUACUUGACAAAGUCAUGCAGUCUUCAAUAAUCCAGCCAUUUAUCACAUGCUACAUAUUAACUAGACUAAGACAGUCUGAAACAUAAUUGUCUUCAGUUUGCGUGCUAACUUUAUAAACAAUUCAGCGCAUUUGAAUAUGAAAUAUUUUUUUAUAAACUUCAAGGCUCAUCUGUGACCGUGUAAAAAUUUCGAAAUAAUAUGUAUGUAUACACAAGAGUACGAAGAAAUCUUGAAAAAAAUUGUUUUCUUCGCAAUAAAAGGUAAUAUAGUUGUAGUCACCGUUCUUGGCGGCUCAAAGUAAAACUACCUGUAUCCAUUUAUAUAUCUUCAUCUCCCUCAUACAUACACAUGCAAUAUUGCUCAGUAAACUAGUAGUGAUGACAAGACAGGGGUUUUGAGAUAAACAAUUAAAAUUAUCAAAAAUUACUUAACCAAUCGAGUUCAAUUUUGUUCUGGUUAUUUAGAAGUAUGAAGCCUACUGAUUUGAGGAAUUUCAAGUAGCUGCGUGAAAUUAUCGUCGUAUUAGCCAAAACCUCCAUUUUCCCUCGGUUUUCGGCCAUAAAUUUUUUACUAUUAGUCGGCUCUUUUUACGCGUGGCUUCAUUCUGUAGGUCUCAUAAAUACCUAAAAAUUUUAUUUGAAGAGGUUUUUUGUUCCUGACAACACUUUCGAUUGAAUCCCAAGAAACACGUUUCCUCAUUCUUUGUUGCCGAUUAAAAAGUUUUCCACAAAAAUUUGUGUGCCCAUUUUAUAUGUCCGUGUUUUAAAUAUUCCCUUGAAUAACUUGCAUCAAUAAAUAAAACUUAACACUUUACAAUUUUUUCGGGGAAAUUUAUUAAUAUGAUUAGACAAGUUACUGCUUUCUUGCAGUAUCCAGUGACUGACUUUGAAUCACCUGUUUUUGCUAUAUGAACUCGGAAUAAGAAUAUUGAUCACCGUCUCAUUUUUUAGACUUACGUGCUCAACAGCGAUUAACUCAAAAAUUAAGUAAAUGUAAACAUUAAUUUCUGUGAUAUAUUUGAAAAGAACGCCCUUUUGGUACAUAUUUUGGCUACUCCAUUCUUCUUGUUUUGUACUAGUCCUACUCUGCUAGUAUGAUUUGCGUAUAUAUUGUAUAUUUUGCAUUAAGGCGAGUGAUUCACUCACCCUAUAUACGGCCACACUGAAGCUUUUCAUUGCCCGUUGAGGCAGGCCUAACGUGAUAAAUGGCCAAAAGAUAAAUUUGUCGUCGUACCAUGUCUAUAUAUUUUCUUGAAGCUGAUUUUCUUCCACCUCGUGGCGGACGAUGAAAGCAUCGGACUGGAUAAGAACAGGAAUAUAGGUAUUGCUUGCUAAGUGUUUUGCUUAUAACUCGAUAAGUUUUUCCUAAUCCUAUUUGCAUCCUUGUAGAUAACCUCUUCAUAGUAGUUUUUCAAUGAUUGAAUAGUGUGGUGGUGUCAACUAAGUUUUUUUACAUUUCCACAAACAUCACUGCAUUUCUUAGUAGCCCAAGACGGUGUGGAUUUUCCGACUAUCGACAACGUCUUUAAAAUCUUGCUCACAUGAUUCAAGUUUUUGGGUGGCGGUGGACUGCUACUGCACCUCUGUAAUAGCUGCGCUGUAGUAACUCACCACGUCAGCUCGAAUCAACCUUCUGAUCUGAAAUAAUUAUGCUCCACCGCUUUAAUUUGCAUCAAAUUCGGUCGUAUGUAUAAAAUAUAUGAGGGUGGAUCUGUAUGUUUAGCAUAUCAUACAUAAAAUAAAUUGGCGUGAACCUUUUUUACCUUUAUAUGAUCGGUGAUGUGAAUAGGUUAAUGUAAAGGAAAUUGAAUAGAAAGUCAAAGUUAAGGCGGCAUAUGGACUUUUGUACAAGUUUGGAUACAUUUUGAGAUAUUAGGUGAAUUAUGUAUGGAUUAAAAGUUAACAGUCAAAUUAUUUUUGUAAAUAGGAAAUUUGUGUUCCUCGAUAUCCUAAAAAAUAUAAUGACAGUUUAGACUUUGCAUCUCCACGCAUCUGAGCACCAUUGAACCAAAAAUUAAAUGAUAGAAUGCCGGCCAGUUAUAUUAUAAAAAUGAAUUCGUAAGUUUUUGUUUCAAUGGUGUAAAAGUAUCGUAACUAACGUAUUCUUUAUUUUCGGUUUUCAGCUUUGUGUUGCAAGUGUCACUACCUGUAUUCAAGUUUUCAAUGUAGUUGCAUUUUGUAGGUCAUAUCAUUUAUAUGUUAUGAAAAACGGCUAUCGACUGGGCAAAUCUGCUAGUGCAUGCUUUUACAAUAACAAGUCUAGGAUACCCGGGAAAAAGCCGAACUUCUAGUUUAAAAACGUAGAUUUUCUUAAAAAUAUUCGGAUGGAAGCUUUGCGUUUUUAGUUUUCCAGAAUUAGUGAAUUUUCUGGCUCCUUUCCGGAUAUUCUGCAUCGGUCGAUACUUUGACAUAUUGUGCGAGAAGCUAUCGAUUAAACAUAUAACAUUAAUCCCGACUUCAAUAAAAAAACAUUCAAAUAUAUAAAAAAGUGUGCUAUUGCUUGGAAUUUGGAUAAGAAUCUCGUUCUUUGCAGCUGCCUGAACUUUACUCAAUGUGAGCAUUACACCUCGUUGAGCAGCUGUUUAUGGACAUGGGUUCUAGAAACAUGCCUUGCAGAUUGCACCAAAAAAGAUUGAAUUUUGUAAUGACAAAGUCGCGAAAUAACUUUUUCUUAUUCAUGUGCUUCUCUGCUUAAUGUCGCAACUUUAUGGAAAAAUGAAACUUGAACAUUUUAUGUUGUUCAUAUGAUUAUGCAUGUUUUUGUGUACUGUAUCCUAAGUACUCGUAUUAUUUAUAUAAAUUAGAUUCAGAAUACUUCAUUAGUGUUCCAUGCGUCUUUUUUAUAUGUCUGAUACUAUAUCGGUGCAGUAAGCAAAGUGUGUAUAAUAUAUAUAUUUAUUUAUUUUUUCCAGUAUUCAGAACCAACUUCUGCAACCAUUGAAAGAUAAUCGAGACUGUUACAUCUUUCCGUUAAAGGAAAGUAGUUUGUUUGGCAAGAUAAUGCAGUUAAUAGUCCAAGAAAAAUACUUCUUAGCUAUGUAUUCUGAAUGCAUCAUGGUUAGUGACCUAGUGAAUUUAGCUUAUGGACGCUGCAAAAACAAUCUGUCCUCAUAAAAUAUAAUGUAUAAUAUCCUUUGUAUGUCAAACAGUAUGUGAACAUUUCUCAAUAUACUAUACUUAUUU
Messenger RNA from Acanthoscelides obtectus, 9662 nucleotides. The record is from the annotation of a GenBank genome assembly. NCBI's taxonomy places the organism in Eukaryota, Metazoa, Arthropoda, Insecta, Coleoptera, Chrysomelidae.